AUGGAAGAGGGAUUUCCCCGCUCAUUGGCCAACGAUCUGGAGGUGGCGGUGGAGGUGGAUGCUCAUGGCGGAUGGCAGGUGGUCUAUCCCAAAGGGAUCUGCCAGCUGCCCGAAGCCUGCGCUAGCUUUCGGAUUCGCCUGCGGGAGAUCCCGGCGGUUGCCUUCACUGUGGAGAAAGUGGGAGGGCCCCAAGAGUGGAAGGUCUCUGACAUGGAGCAGGAGUUCCUUGCAGCUGCACGGACCUGGCUGGAAGAGGAGAGGAGGGCCAUCGAGAAGGAGGAGGAACAGGGAAGAAGAAGGAGGCAGCUGCAGCAGAAGAAGUUUGAUUGGCUCUUCUUGCGGCAGACGCCUGUGAUCAUGGCCCGUGUCUAUAGGGUGGAGAGGCUUGCAUGGUAUUUGCCCUUGCUGGUGCCUUUUUAUGGGGGAAUGGUUGCGAUCAACUACAGCGUAGUCCCGUACAGCACUGUGGAGGAGUCCGACUGGACUCUUUCGCUUGUUGUGAUGGUCGGCAUGGGCGUGUGUUUCUUCUGCAUCCCUUGGGUCGUUCCGCAGAUCAUCAGAAGCGAUCGCUGUUUGGUUGCGACUUCCGUUUUCUCCGGCCUCCUCGUCUUCCUCGUGGCCAUGCCAUUGGAGCUGCUGCGCCUUGUCUACCCUGUGGCCUUAGCGCCUUUUGUUGGCCUACUGAUACAGGGAAUGAGCACCGAUAUGCCAGCCGAGCUCGAGGCUCAGACGGCGGAGAUCUCGAGCCGCACAAAGGAGCAGACCAUCGUCUUCGAGGGCACUGUGAGCCCAGAGCGCGGCAAAGCCUGCGUGGUUUCCUGGCCCGGAAAAUACGCCACGGCGUGGGAUCAUUUGGUUGAGAGCGCUCGCGGGGGGCAGACGAGUGCAGCGGUGGUGUUCUUACCCGAAGGCACUCCGCACUACGGGCAGCACGUGCGCAUACCCGGGAGCGAGAGGCUGGAGGGAGAGUGCUGGUGCACCCCACUCUACGGUGAGAAGAGAGACUGGGGUUGCCUCUGGUGGGCUCUCUGGAUGGAGAAUGUGGAGAGAGCCGUCCGCUAUGGAGCGGAGCUCCACGUCUACUUCUUUGAGGGCGCCCGCGGCAAGGGGAAAGUUGCGAGCUUCGUCUCUGCCGGCGCAGAAUAUCUGAAACGGGAAGCCCUCUGGGAGGAGUUUCAGAAUUCCGAGACGUUGAAGGAUGCAAAGGCUGCAGGGCUCGAGAACCUCUGCGACAAGAAGCGGUAUGACUCAUCUUCCCAGUACAGCCGAGAGGAGCAUCGCCUGUUCUUGGAGUGGCUUUCUUUUGAAGAUAGGAAGCUUUUAGAGGAGGGCCUGGGGAACUCGCAGAAGGCCGAGGUAGCCUGGCUCGAGAGCAAGGGCUACAGAUACACAGAGGUGGACAUCGCAAGCUGGCUAAGGCCGGCUGCGAGAUCACAUUUCACCUCUGGGCCUCUGCCAGCAAUGGUCAGCCCGUCGCAGAGGGCCCCGAAACCCACCUUCUCCGUCGACACGACGAGCAUGCAGGACGUGCUCGAAAACUUGUCCACGCUGAAGACGAGCCUUUCGCAUCCGAACCUCGCCUCGCCAGACUUGAAGUGGGACACCGAGAUGAGGUUGAAGCAGCUGCUGGUCAAAGCUCACCCUCAGUGUCCCGGCCUUCGAAGUGCUGGUUCUGCCGGAAACUGGAAGAUUUCGCGGGUGAGCGGCAAGUGCACAGAGGAGCGCCUCGCCAACGCCAAGCCCACGGUGAACGCUCCGAAGAGCAUCGCCCAGGUCUCGCAGCUGAAGCUCCCUGACCUGAUCUCGGAGAAUGCCACGAACGGCAUGCUUUUGGUCGUGAUUUGCUUGGCGGCCUACGCCAAGGAGCAGAGCAACUACGCCCGGCUUUUGGUGGAGAAGGCGCAUGCCGCCCUUUGGCAGAAGUUCUGCUCGACGGGGAGUAGUGCUCUGCCCGUGAAGCUCGUUGCGGUGGAGCUUACAGAAGCCGGCUCUUUUGGGGACCAGUACGGCGUGAAGGAGGUUCCCUACUGCCUGAUGUACAUGGGCGGCAAGCAGGUUUAUGGCAAGAGGCUCCAUGGCACGCGGAUGGCGCCCCGAGCCGCGGCGGCCGCCAAGCCGAAGGUGCUUCUUGUGGAGCCCAAUCCUGGGAAUCAGCUGAAGCUGGAAAGGAACUUACGGCGGAAUGGCUACGGAUCAGAUCUGGCCAUGGACGGCAUGCAGGCUAGCCGGCUCGCUCAGCGGCCCGAGGGCUAUGGGAUCUUGCUCAUCUCCUCGCUGACGCCUGCGGAUCAGCUCCGCUCCGUCUCCCACGCGAUACGAAGCCGGCAAAGAGCCGCCGUCAUUUUGGCCUUCGACUCCACUCUGCUGAGCGAGGAGGAGGCCGAGGAGCGAAAGCAGUUCCUGCAGGAGUGCUCCUACGUUUUCCCGUAUGGGCCCAGCUACACGGGCCUGGCUGCCGUUCUCGCCCGCUUCGACGUGACGCACGCAGAGAAGGGCUUGGCGUGCGUGCCGUGCACCACCCACAAGCAGGAUUUCCUGGAUGAUGUGCUGGGAAUGUUGGAGAAGGGAGGAGGAGGCCGGGCUGUCGGAGACACCGCGACCUCCUAG
Messenger RNA from Symbiodinium sp. CCMP2592, 2607 nucleotides. The record is from the annotation of a GenBank genome assembly. NCBI's taxonomy places the organism in Eukaryota, Dinophyceae, Suessiales, Symbiodiniaceae.